AUGGACUUCACCUCGGGCAUCAUGCCCCUGACGCAGGUGCACAAGCCGCCCUUCACCGUCGAGGCGCCCGGCUACGAAAAGGUCCCCGGCGAGACCAUCCCGCGUCGCCACCCGCGGGCCAAGAACGGCCUGCUCAACCGCCCGGCCGACGACGUCGCCACCGUCUUCGACCUGAUCCGCCGCAGCGCCCGCGUCUACCCCAACCACAACGCCGUCGGCAGCCGCAAGCUCAUCAAGCUGCACCGCGAGACCAAGAAGGUCAAGAAGAACGUCGACGGCGAGGUGCAGGAGGUCGACAAGGAGUGGCAGUUCUUUGAGCUGUCGCCCUUUUCCUUCCUCACCUACAAGGACUACGAGGCGCGCGUCCUGCAGCUGGGCUCCGGCCUGCGCAAGAUUGGUCUCACCUCGGAGAACAAGCUGCACAUUUUCGCCGCCACCAGCGUCCAAUGGAUCUCCAUCUCGCACGGCUGCGCCUCGCAGAGCAUCUCCAUCGUGACCGCCUACGAUACCCUGGGUGAGAGCGGCGUCGCCCACUCGCUCGUCCAGUCCAAGGCGAGCGCCAUGUUCGUCGACCCCCAGCUCCUCAAGACGGCCGCCGGGCCCAUCAGCCAGUCCGAGGUCAAGACGGUCAUCAUCAACGACCAGAGCAACUUUGCCGAGGGCGGCGAGAUCGAGUCCUUCAAGGCCGCCAACCCUGGCCUAACGGUCUACACGUACGAGGAGGUGCGCAAGCUCGGCGAGGAAAACCCUGUCGAGCCCGUGCCCGCCAAGCCCGAGGAUCUCUACUGCGUUAUGUACACGUCUGGCUCCACGGGGCCCCCCAAGGGCGCCUGCAUCACCCACGAGGCGCUCGUUGCCGGCAUCACCGGCCUGCUCACCUGCGUCGACGAGUGCGUCAGCGACAAGGAGGUAGUCCUCGCCUACCUCCCCCUGGCCCACAUCUUCGAGAUGGCCCUCGAGAACCUGGUGCUCUUCAUCGGCGGCACCCUCGGCUACGGAAACCCGCGCACGCUGUCGGACGUGUCGGUCAAGAACUGCGCCGGCGACAUGCGCGAGCUGCGGCCCACGGUCAUGGUGGGCGUGCCGCAGGUCUGGGAGACUGUGCGCAAGGGCGUCAUGGCCAAGCUCGGCAGCUCGAGCCCGCUGAUCCGCUCGCUCUUCUGGGGCGCCUUUAGCUACAAGGGCUUCAUGUCGCGCAACCGGCUGCCGCUGGCGAGCAUCUUUGACGGCAUCGUCUUCAGCAAGGUGCGCGAGCUGACGGGCGGCCGCCUGCGCUUCACCAUGAACGGCGCCAGCGGCAUCGCCGACGGCACCAAGCAUUUCCUGUCGCUGGUGCUCGCGCCCAUGCUGACGGGCUACGGCCUCACGGAGACGUGCGCCAACGGCGCCCUGGGCUGCCCGCUCGAGUACUCGCCCAACGCCAUCGGGCCCAUCCCCGCCGCCAUCGACGUCAAGCUCGUCUCCAUCGACGACCUGGGCUACUCGACCGACGCCAAGGUGCCGCAGGGCGAGAUCCUGCUCAAGGGCCUGCCCAUCAUGCGCGAGUACUACGACAACCCCGAGGAGACGGCCAAGGCCCUGACGCCAGACGGCUGGUUCCGCACCGGCGACAUUGGCGAGUUUGACGCCGACGGCCACCUGCGCGUCAUCGACCGCGUCAAGAACCUCGUCAAGAUGCAGGGCGGCGAGUACAUCGCCCUCGAAAAGGUCGAGUCGGUCUACCGCGGCGCCCAGACCGUCACCAACGUCAUGGUCCACGCCGACGCCGAGCACUCGCGCCCCAUCGCCAUCAUCAUGGCCAACGAGAAGAUUCUCGCCGAAAAGGCCAGCGAGCUCGGCGUCGACGAGCACAGCAUGCACUCGGACCCCAAAGUCCGCGCCGCCGUCCUCAAGGACCUGCAGGCCACGGGCCGCCGUGCCGGCCUGACGGGCAUGGAGAUUGUCGCUGGCGUUGUCGUCACCGACGAGGAGUGGACGCCCCCGAGCGGUCUCGUCACCGCCACGCAAAAGCUCAACCGCAAGGUCAUCCGCGAAAAGUUCAAGAAGGACAUUGACGCCUGCCUCAAGAACGUGCCUUAG
Molecule: messenger RNA, 2079 nt
Organism: Purpureocillium lilacinum
Lineage: Eukaryota; Fungi; Ascomycota; Sordariomycetes; Hypocreales; Ophiocordycipitaceae
Product: long-chain fatty acid-CoA ligase
Biological process (GO): long-chain fatty acid metabolic process; long-chain fatty-acyl-CoA metabolic process
Cellular component (GO): lipid droplet; plasma membrane; endoplasmic reticulum
Molecular function (GO): long-chain fatty acid-CoA ligase activity
Source: RefSeq, a predicted model, not a curated record